Molecule: messenger RNA, 2880 nt
Organism: Trichoderma breve
Lineage: Eukaryota; Fungi; Ascomycota; Sordariomycetes; Hypocreales; Hypocreaceae
Exons: 4
Coding region: 1-2880 (959 amino acids)
Source: RefSeq, a predicted model, not a curated record
AUGACACUCACGCAAUACAUCUUUACCGCCUUCAGCUUUCUUCGACCCUGGUCGAGCAGCGAUGAUGCCCUCGGGGCGAUCCCGCGGAUAUAUCGAUAUAUUGUCGACACAUGGAUCCGGAGACCGGUGGCUCCUCUGAUAUCGAUUACGCUUCUCGCUACGCUCACUCUGCGGCUCGUCAGGAUGGCGUAUUUCCUGCCUCCUAAGGUUUCGGAUGCGGCCCUUGGGCAUGCUCCGUCCGGGGCUCAAGCUCCUCACCCUCCUGCUCCUGAGGAACAGCAGCAGCAUACCAUCAUAGGGGCACAGCCGCAUACCUCCACAGAGGCACAGACGGAGCGUCGACGAUCUGUCUCUUUGGGAGGGUGGGUGAAGAACAUGUUUCCCAGCCAGCGUCCUGAACGCGGCGGCACCAGCAGAGAACAGGGAUACUGGGAGCAGAUGGACAAGCAAGGCAAGACAUCACGGCCUCGACGGCGCAUGACGGAUAGCCAGUAUAGCGUUGGGGAUGUUUCGGCGGACUCAAGCCAUAUCACUCGCUGGAACGUGCCGAGGGAUGUCUCGAGAGAUGAAUCGCAUGGUUUGCCUGAACAGCCAUUAAGUGUUGUGCCUACUAACCCGGAGGCCACAUCGCUACCGAAAGAUGUUCUGCCAGAGAGAAGUUGGAGUUGGAGUCCUCAUAAUGGCUCUGAAGAACAGAUCUCUGUGACAAAGGUAGGAGGGGUUUUGCAGAGCAACUAUGACCAAAGUAACGACGCCAGGAGGAGCAGUUUGGCGAGAAGCAAGGCUCGACAACGCGAACGACGGAGCUUGAGAGAGAGUGGCGAUUAUCUCGGCGUGCAAGGCGUCAAUCCUCAUACUGGAGAGCUGGACAUUGUGAGUCCUACUGUUAGCAGUGCUGAAAGCUCAGCAGAUCAUCACGAGACGCCACGGCGCAUCUUGAGGACAUUCCGGAAUGUCUUGAAGAAUCACACGUCAAGAGACUCGCCCAGUAGAGACAAUACAGGUAUUGAGGACGAGGAUCAUAAGGUUGCCAGGUCACUGAGGGGGAAGAAGAAAGUGAGAGAGCUGAACAAAGCCGUCAGAUGGAUGAGACGGGGACAGUCUUCGUUGCAAGAGCCAGAUUUGAGCCCCAUUGCUCAGUCUUUAAAAAGCGUGUCUCUGAGUUCUCGGAGACCUUCUCACGUUCAACAUCUCCCCCAGACGAUCCAACAACCAACAGCAGUUUCUACUGGCGAACAGCUGCUGAAUAUCGAUCCCUCUCAUGCCAAUUUCUCUGCAGUUGAUGCAUCUGACAAUUACGUCGCUGCUUCAUCGCCACCGGAAUUUCUUGAGAGCGGAUCAGCCCUUGACGACUCUGGCUCCCAAACGAGUUCCAGCCCAACAACCCCAUCCGAAAGCAAGUCUUUUUUAGACAUGGAAGCCGAAAGGGACGUCAAGAAAUCGUGCGCCGAGGCGAGCAAGACAGCCCUUUCGGCAGGUCAACCUACCCAGUCGAUCCCAGCUUUUGGCCGGGGAUUCGAGCGCCGGUUCAGUCUCCCAGGAAUGAUGAGCCUGCCACCAUCCAGCCUAGAUUUGCACCCGAACAUGUUCAGAGAGCCACCUCGUUUGACCCGUCGCGAAGGAAGCCCGUUGCAGGCAAUGCCUAUGCCACGAUCUACAGAGAGUCGUAUUCGCUCAAGGGACAUGAGAAAGCGAUGGGACGACCAUCUGAGGUUCUCCCGCAUGAAAGCACAAGCAUCAGCCGGCCCGCGGCAGCAACAGUCACUCGCGAUGAGGCGUCCUGCAGGCUCCCGCCACCGCCAUCGACGGCUCACCAAGAUGGCAAUAGAACGGGACAUGCUAGAAUUGAAAGAGGGGGUAGCAAAGGUGGACAAGCAGCGGCAGGAACAACCUCGUCACUCUCACAACCAACCCGUGACGGAGCACGAGCAGACGAGCAACAUCUUGCGCGAAAUCAGGUACCAGGCCCCCGAGAUCGUGGAAUCUGCCAGCAUACCCACCAUCACCAUUACUGGCUACAACCACCAAGCGUUUCACUCUGCCUUUCUCCCGGACGGGUCGAUGAACCCGGACUUUCUCCUUCCACUGAGCCCAACUCAACGAGACGAAUCGAUUUACAGUGCGCUGGCAGUGACCUCGUUCGAGAACAGCUUGGGCGGGUUUCAUUCAGCCCCAUCCAUGAGCUCCAAGCAGAAUCCAACCUCAUCAGCAGAGGCCGAAAUGGGAGGCGAACCACAAGCAGGCACUACAUCUCUGGAGCAAGAGGCUUACAAGAUGCAGCUAGCAGAGGGCCACUGGGGAGACAGACGUACAGCGAAGGCUACGAUGCCAGUUCCGGAAGACGACUCGUUGCGCAAAUCAACAUUUACACAGGGCCAGAUGCCGCAGACUGCGAUCCAAGAAAUGCAACAGUUGGUAUCGGAGAAGGAGGCAAAUCUAGUAGAUCACCAAAUGCAGAUACACAACCUCCCGGAGAAGCAUCGAGUUUACCAAGAGCACCAAGACGAAGACGACACCGAAAGUCUUUUGCUAAAGGAGGCCAACACUGAUGAAGCCAAGGUUCUGAACGCAGAUCCAGGAGAACAAGAUGAUGAUAACUUAGAGGUUGAGGAUAGGGAAGGUCCUACUCCGUUGCAGCAAUUUCUGCGGUACCUGAGGGAUUGGAUCCGGCUAUACUGGGCGACUAUAUGGCCAAUACUUGAUCCACGAACGAUGGGAGUCGCGCAUGACGGACCAAUGCCUUGGUGGGAGGCCAUUCUGUUGAUAGCACUCACGGUACCGGCUGCGACUCUGGUGUAUGUGGUGGUUGUUCAGGGGGCGAGGUUUGUCAUGUUCAUGACCUGGCUGCUGGAGUUCGUGGAUGAUGACUCUGCGAUCUGA